Molecule: messenger RNA, 1095 nt
Organism: Hibiscus syriacus
Lineage: Eukaryota; Viridiplantae; Streptophyta; Magnoliopsida; Malvales; Malvaceae
Product: putative B3 domain-containing protein Os03g0621600
Exons: 4
Coding region: 26-949 (307 amino acids)
Molecular function (GO): DNA binding
Source: RefSeq, a predicted model, not a curated record
GGCUAGAGAAGCAAGGCUGGCAGCCAUGCCAGGCUUUUUCAAGGUUCUGGUCGGCGACUUCUCUAAGCGACUGAGAAUUCCACCUGCAUUUGCCAAGUUCUUUGAUCGAACACCAUUGCCUCAUAAGAUCAAGCUACAAGACUCCGAAGAAAAUUGUUGGCAAGUUAAUUUGGUGAGAAUCAACAACAAACUGUUGUUCAAAAAUGGCUGGGAAGCUUUUGUAAAAGACAAUCUUUUAGAGGUUGGGGACUUUGUGUUCUUUAGUUAUGUUCGGAUAUCAUUGUUUACAAUCACCGUCUUCCAGAACGAUGGAUGUGUAAAAGAUGUCACCGGUAAAGGGAAGAAGAAACAAAGUGAAACAAUGGCAAAAAAUAUACAUGGAACCAAUCAAUCUGCAAGUUUGGAAAACAAGAAAAAGCCUGUGGUGAUCAAGAUUGAAGGUACUGAUGAUGGCAUCUCAGUUGAAAUUCUGGAAAAUGUUACUAAAGUGGGAGAGAAGAGGAAAAGAACAGAAUUCAAACAAUCAGCUGCUUGCACUCAGCUCAAAGAAGGUAAUAAGAAUGUCAAGAAACUGAAAGGCAAAGCAAAAUCUUUAGUUCUUGAAAGAGCUAAAAGGGCAUUCAAAUCUAGCAACCCCUUCUUCAUGGUUACAAUUCAGCCAUCCUACAUUGGUGUUGGACACAUCAAAGUGCAUAUACCUGUGGAAUUUGUUCAAACAUACUUAAACAAGAGGUGCAAGAAUGUUAUCCUUGAGAUCCCACCAGGUGAUAGAACAUGGGAGGUCAAGUAUUAUGUCACGACACAAAGACAUGCACAAGCAAAACUGAGUAAUGGAUGGGUAGAUUUUGCAAUUGAAAAUCAUUUGGCAGUGGGUGAUGUUUGUGCCUUUGAACUGAUUAACAGAGCUCAAAACAUUCUAAGAGUCUAUAUAUUUGGGCUUAAUACAUGAAGAAUUCCCAUCCUUGACGUGUCUAAUCUGAUUCAGAUGAGUGUUGAAUAUUAGAUAUUCAGUAUGUUAUGACCGUAUUUUCGUAUCCACUAUUCUGAUAUAAACUUGAUACAGUCAUCAAACUGAUCAGGAAUUGGGAUAUGAAC